UCUCCCUCUGAAAAUUCUGUGCAAGAAGCUAGAUCGAUCUAAAGUGGGUCAAACUAUCUCAUUUUCUCCAUCCCUUCCGCGAUCUCUACGUAUCUCAUUACCAAAUGGCGGACCUGGUGGACAAGGCCAAGAACUUCGUGGCAGAGAAGUUGGCUAACUUCAAGAAGCCAGAGGCCAGCAUCACCGACGUUGAUUUCAAGCGCCUUAGCCUUGAUUCUGUCGAGUACCUUGCUAAGGUCUCCGUCGACAACCCCUACGGCCAUGACCUCCCCAUCUGCGAGAUCUCUUACACCCUCAAGAGUGCUGGCAGGGUGAUUGCAUCGGGGACGAUGCCGGACCCAGGAUCACUGAAGGCGAGCGACACGACAUUGCUGGAGGUGCCAGUGAAGGUGCCGCACAGCAUAUUGGUGAGCUUGGCAAAGGACGUUGGUGCAGAUUGGGACAUAGACUAUGAGUUGGAAUUGGGUCUCACCAUUGAUCUUCCCAUCAUUGGAAACUUCACCAUUCCUCUCUCCACCAAGGGAGAGAUCAAGCUCCCCACCAUCUCUGACAUCUUCUAAGUCUCUCUUUUAAGUUUCAUUUGUAUUUUUCUCACCUUGGCUUUGCUCUAUCCUCUGGAUGUGAUGGUUGUGGAAUACAAAACUUCAGUCUAAUGUUUUUUUUUUCCCUAUAUUUCAGUUGAAUAUCCUAAUGAACUAUAGUAAUCCAUGAAUUCCUUUUCAAUUU
This is a messenger RNA of Carya illinoinensis, 726 nucleotides long. RefSeq names its product desiccation protectant protein Lea14 homolog. The transcript has 2 exons. Gene Ontology annotation, cellular component: cytosol. Lineage: Eukaryota; Viridiplantae; Streptophyta; Magnoliopsida; Fagales; Juglandaceae. Bases 105 to 560 code for a protein of 151 amino acids. The record is from RefSeq and is a predicted model, not a curated record. Gene Ontology annotation, biological process: response to desiccation.